AUGAGUGAAGGAACCGCGACAAUUCGCACUCGCAAAUUCAUGACCAACAGGUUGUUGGCGCGCAAGCAGAUGGUUUGCGAUGUCCUCCACCCAGGCAAACCCACGGUCAGCAAAACUGAAAUCCGUGAGAAGCUCGCCAAAAUGUACAAAGUGACACCUGAUGUAGUCUUCGUGUUCGGUUUUAAAACUAACUUCGGUGGUGGCAAGUCCACCGGCUUCGCCUUAAUAUACGAUACCUUGGACUUAGCUAAGAAGUUUGAACCUAAACACAGACUAGCCCGCCACGGAUUGUAUGAAAAGAAGAGGCCAACACGCAAACAGCGUAAGGAACGUAAGAACAGAAUGAAGAAGGUGCGUGGUACUAAGAAAUCCAAGGUCGGAGCCGCCGCGAAGAAG
Brenthis ino (lesser marbled fritillary) is the source of this 396-nucleotide messenger RNA. The record is from the annotation of a GenBank genome assembly. Lineage: Eukaryota; Metazoa; Arthropoda; Insecta; Lepidoptera; Nymphalidae.